AUGUCACUGGAGCUUCCUCAACGAACAAUUCCUGGUCAACCAAUAUGUCCUGUAUAUACACCUACUGAACCGAAAAUAACGAAAUACACUGCUGGUCCUGGAACCAAGCUAAUUCAUGAGGACUCCUGUAACUUGGACGUCAUUGUAAGCACGCGAGUGGGGGAUGUUACAGUAACUGAACUUCCUGGACAGGACAAUGAGGACAUGCGUCUUGUCGAGAUACGUGUGGGUAAUACGAAUAAAGGCGAUGGGAUCGAGCUUUUACCGAAGGAAGGUGAUAUUGUUUUAUGUCGAGUAAUACGGUUAUCCCUACAAAGAGCCAAUGUUGAGAUAAUUGGGUUUCAAAAUAAGACCAUUCCCAUUGAUGGCGGUACAGGCUCCAAUGGGAACGCAAUAGUCGGUGUCAAUGGUGGUUCUGGUGGUGCAACAUUUUCCAUGUCCCAAAGUUCUUCCGAUUUAGGUGAGACUUUUAGAGGUAUUGUAAGAUCUCAGGAUGUGCGGGCAGUGGAUAGGGACAAAGUGAAGAUGAUAGAGUGUUUUAAGCCAGGUGAUAUUAUAAAGGCCCAGGUACUCUCCCUUGGUGAUGGGAACAAUUAUUAUUUGACAACCGCGAGAAAUGAUCUCGGAGUAGUGUUCGCCAGAUCGGACAACGGUGCUGGCGGUUUGAUGUACGCUACCGACUGGCAAACGAUGGUCGCCCCGAUCACGGGAGCGGUGGAGAAGCGGAAAUGUGCUAAACCAUUUUAA
Messenger RNA from Huiozyma naganishii CBS 8797, 747 nucleotides. RefSeq names its product exosome non-catalytic core subunit CSL4 (gene CSL4). NCBI's taxonomy places the organism in Eukaryota, Fungi, Ascomycota, Saccharomycetes, Saccharomycetales, Saccharomycetaceae. The transcript has a single exon. Gene Ontology annotation, biological process: RNA processing. Gene Ontology annotation, molecular function: RNA binding. The record is from RefSeq and is a predicted model, not a curated record. Gene Ontology annotation, cellular component: nuclear exosome (RNase complex); cytoplasm. The coding region runs from base 1 to 747 and encodes 248 amino acids.